Molecule: messenger RNA, 1313 nt
Organism: Doryrhamphus excisus (bluestripe pipefish)
Lineage: Eukaryota; Metazoa; Chordata; Actinopteri; Syngnathiformes; Syngnathidae
Product: mast cell protease 1-like
Biological process (GO): proteolysis
Molecular function (GO): serine-type endopeptidase activity
Source: RefSeq, a predicted model, not a curated record
AUGCUGGGCUCUUUUCAGAUGCACUUCUGCUACCUUGUGGCCGUUUUUAAAAUACGGGAACACAUUUACAGCUACACAUACAAGCAUGCUAUUGUUGUUAUUAUAUUUGCUGAUACACAUGUAAAGCCAGUGACAGUCGUACUAGAAGCACAUGACAUCACCAUGAAGGAGAAAAGUCAGCAACAUAUCCAAGUGGAGUACAAUUACGACAUUAUGCUACUGAAGUUGAAACACAAGGCCAAACUGAACAGGUAUGUGAAAGUGAUCGGUCUCCACAAGAAGAGUGGGAAGAUCCCUGCCAACACGGGAUGCAUUGUUGCUGGAUGGGUCAGCAUUUCACCUGUAUUAAAGGAGACCACUGAGAAGAUACAGUUUAACUUUGAGUGCAAAUCUAUCUGGCAACAGUACUUUCAGUCUGACCACAUGACAUGCACCAAGCCCCGACAAGCAGGAGGGGUGUGUCAGGGGGAUUCCGGGGGUUCAUUAAUCUGCAACACCAAGCCUGAAGAAAUAACAUCUUUCACCGAAAAAGACAACUGCAGUAAUCCCAAGAGUUCUCACGUCUUUAUUAAAAUCCACCCCUUCUUCAACUGGAUUAAGGAAGUUACGGAGGGGAAUGAUGUGGUUUGAGGCCAGUACACCUUUCUUUUACUUUGCUUGCAAGAAGCAGGCAUAGUCAGUCAGGACGUUUUCAGACCCUGACUGCCCAAAAAGGUCUAAAUCCGUGACGAGAGGUCAGUGGAGGCAAAAACAGAUAACACAAAACAAAAAUAGGUUUGUCCAUUGAACUGUUGGAAAUGUAUUUUCUGUAUGAUAAUUCGAAUAAUAAACACAAGGAGCUUAGCGCGCCAGUUUGUGACUUUCUACAGCCCAUGUAAUUUUUUUUAUUUAGGUAUGAAUGCUGAAAAAAACAAUGGAGGAUUAUACAUCCAAGCUCAGCAGACAGUGAUCAGACUUUUACAACAAAGUAUCACAGCUUUAGAUUGCAUUAGACUGUUGACAAAAUGACAAAAAACAACACUGGUCUGAAGACUUUCUGACUGUAGUAUUGUGUACGGUGUUUGUGUUGCAUUCAUGUUUGAUUUUUUUUUUUUAGCAUAUUGCUUAUGCUGCUAUUGAUUUAUUUUGUUAAAACAUUACCUGUAUCUCAAACUUCAUUGACAACAUAAAGAUGUUUCCUAGUCAUGCAAAGAACGGAAAGAAAACUGCGGUGUCGGGAAGCCAAAACCACAGAGCGUAUGUUCAGCGUAUCAGUCGUAGUGCAAACUCUUGAAGUUGAAGCGCUUUCGGUCCGUGAAGCCUGUCAUCUGCAG